AUGCCGGAACCUAGCUGUGCUGCGCCUCUCCCGCUGUCCACGCCGCACACGGAGCGAAGAGGGGUAAGAUCCAAGGACAUCGGAUGGCGUCAGAGACCACCAGGAACGGAGAAGAGCAGAGAGUUCAGUCUAACGAUUGUGUUUUUUGCCAGCAGUGGGGUAGGGAGGUGCUGGGGAAUACGUGAGCAUCAGUUUAUGAUCAUCUGUUUUUUUCUUCCCCUCGUGUCAAGAUGCAUGAGAGACCAUAGCUGCAAGACCCCACCCAUCACUCAUUGGUCAGAAAUGGCUGAGAUAAAGGGUUGGGGAAAGAAACAGGGAUCUCUAAGUGAAUCACUGGGAGAUGCGGAAUUAACUGCUGUCUCCUUGUGUUGCCGUCCCUUCACCCUCACAAGAGUGUUCAGGAAGCUAGAAUGA
Podarcis lilfordi (Lilford's wall lizard) is the source of this 414-nucleotide messenger RNA. Lineage: Eukaryota; Metazoa; Chordata; Lepidosauria; Squamata; Lacertidae. The record is from the annotation of a GenBank genome assembly.